Trametes versicolor FP-101664 SS1 is the source of this 696-nucleotide messenger RNA. RefSeq names its product glycoside hydrolase family 61 protein. The record is from RefSeq and is a predicted model, not a curated record. NCBI's taxonomy places the organism in Eukaryota, Fungi, Basidiomycota, Agaricomycetes, Polyporales, Polyporaceae. Bases 1 to 696 code for a protein of 231 amino acids. The transcript has 7 exons.
AUGCUUGGUUCAGUCGUCGUUCUCUCGAUCCUCGCCGCCCAAGUGCUUGCCCACUACACGUUCCCCAGCCUGAUCGUCGACGGCGUCAAGACCGAGCCGUGGGUCAACGUCCGCAUGACGAACAACCACUACAGCCAGGCCCCCGUGACGAACGUCACAAGCCCCGACCUCCGCUGCUACACCUCAUCCACCAACGCCACCGCACGCACCAUCUCCCUCCCCGCCGGCGCCCCGCUCGGGCUCGCCUGCGACCAGACGCUCUACCAUCCGGGCGUCGUCAACGUCUACAUGGCGCGCGCGCGCGCACGCACCGACGUCGCGCAGUGGGAUGGCGACGGACAGGUGUGGUUCAAGGCGCACGAGAUCACGGCGGUGACGGAUGGGGGGAAGAGCAUCGCGUGGCCCGCGCAGGGCUUAGGGAGCGUGAACUUCACGCUGCCGCGCGCGCUGCCUGCGGGGCAGUAUCUGGUACGGGUGGAGGCGAUCGCGCUGCAUGAGGCGGAGCGGGUGGGUGGGGCGCAGUUCUAUAUCGCGUGUGGGCAGAUCAACGUCACGGGCGGAGGGAGCGGCAAGCCUGGUCCUUUGGUGGCCAUCCCGGGGGUGUACACUGGCAAGGAGCCGGGAAUCCUGAUCGACAUCAACUGGCCCAUUCCGAAGAACUACACCCAACCCGGCCCGCUCGUCUGGACUGGUUGA